AUGGCCUCUUUCGCGCCGAUCGACCCGCCCUCGACUGGCCCUAGUUCGAAGAAAAGGGUUGCAUACUUCUACGAUUCCGAUGUUGGCAAUUAUGCCUACGUCGCUGGCCAUCCUAUGAAGCCUCAUCGGAUUCGCCUGGCACACAGUUUGAUCAUGAACUAUGGUGUCUACCAGAAGAUGGAAAUAUAUCGUGCCAAACCAGCCACCCGGCAUGAGAUGACCCAGUUUCACACCGACGAGUAUAUCGACUUCCUUCAAAAGGUGACCCCCGACAAUAUGGACUCUUUUGCAAAAGAGCAAGGCAAAUACAAUGUUGGCGACGACUGCCCAGUAUUCGACGGAUUGUUCGAGUUUUGUGGCAUCAGUGCUGGCGGUAGUAUGGAGGGCGCCGCUCGUCUCAACCGCGGCAAGUGCGACAUCGCCGUUAACUGGGCCGGUGGCCUUCAUCACGCGAAAAAAAGCGAAGCCUCUGGCUUUUGCUAUGUCAAUGACAUCGUCCUGGGCAUUAUCGAACUUCUACGUUUCAAGAAGCGUGUUCUCUACAUUGAUAUUGACGUUCAUCACGGCGACGGCGUCGAGGAAGCCUUUUACACUACUGACCGUGUCAUGACUGUCUCAUUCCAUAAGUAUGGAGAGUAUUUCCCCGGUACUGGUGAGCUUCGCGACAUCGGCGUAGGCCAAGGCAAGAAUUAUGCCGUUAACUUCCCGCUUCGUGAUGGCAUUGACGAUGUUACCUACAAAUCUAUCUUCGAGCCGGUUAUUCAAAGUGUCAUGGACUACUACCAACCCGAAGCCAUUGUUCUACAAUGUGGCGGAGAUAGCUUAUCUGGUGAUCGGCUUGGAUGCUUUAACCUUAGUAUGAGGGGCCACGCUAAUUGUGUCGCGUUUGUUAAGAGCUUCAAUAAGCCCACACUUGUUCUUGGUGGAGGCGGAUAUACUAUGCGCAACGUUGCUCGCACUUGGGCUUUUGAAACUGGCGUCCUUGUCGGCCAGCAGAUGGACCGUACGCUGCCAUUCAACGAGUACUAUGAGUAUUAUGGACCUGAUUAUGAAUUGGAUGUUCGCCCUUCCAACAUGGAGAACGCGAACUCAAAGGACUACCUCGAAAAGAUCAAGAUUCAAGUUAUCGAGAACCUCAAGAAGACCGCCCAUGCACCUUCGGUUCAAAUGACCGAAGUGCCUCGCACUACGUUGGCGGGUGGAACAGAUGAAGAUGAAGCAGAGCUUGAUGAUCUUGACGAGGACGAAAAUAAAGACACUCGCCACACAAAACGAAGAUGGGACCAGCGUAUUACUCGGGAUGAUGAGCUUGAUGAGAGCGAGGACGAGGAAGAGGCGCGUGCCAACGGCGUUCUACCCCAGAACGGCACGAUCAAGAAACGUAACAUUAUGGAUUAUUGCAAUCCAAAUGCUGCCGCUUCUGACGUUGAAAUGGAUAGCGGCAUAGCUACUCCAGAAGUCCAGAAAGACGUUAGUGUUGUCACCACAACGGCAACUGAAGGAAACGGCGAGGCCAAUGGAGACAUAGCGGAAAAGAAACCCCUCGAUGCCGGACCCAUAGAGCCUGAGGAGGUCGAGCCCCCAAAAGCACCAUCCCCAGCCCCUUCCGCUAAACCAGCUGUUGACAAUGAGGGUGAUGUGGAGAUGACAGAAGAUGAGCCCAAACCCGAAGCUAUAAACCCGCCUGUGGAAGCAGCAGCGCAAUCUCCGGCUGUUACACCUCCUGUUUCUCCUACACCCGCCACAGCUGCCGUCGAGGCCGUUGUUGAGCCAUCCGAUGCAGCAGAGGUCAAGCAAGAAGGGAAGGACGAGUUGAUGGAGGAGGAGGUCAACGCGGAAGCUGCAACAGAAGCGGCCAAACAAGUAGAAACCUGA
Molecule: messenger RNA, 1875 nt
Organism: Venustampulla echinocandica
Lineage: Eukaryota; Fungi; Ascomycota; Leotiomycetes; Helotiales; Pleuroascaceae
Product: Arginase
Exons: 4
Coding region: 1-1875 (624 amino acids)
Molecular function (GO): histone deacetylase activity
Source: RefSeq, a predicted model, not a curated record